AAAAAAUGACAGCAUUUGUCAUUGUAGAGGUUAUGUUAAGUAAUUGUUUAAAAUUAGGCAUAAAAAAUGGAAGAUGAUAGCGAUAUAGAGGAACUUGAACAGAGACUCUAUUGUCAAGUUUAUCAUUCAAGACCAGAAGAUUUAAAUAACGAACCCUGUUCUAUACAAACCACAGGUCAAAAAGAAACUGUAAAUACUGAAACACCUCAAAGUCAACAACAAAUGUACAGAACUUUUGCCGGUUCUUCUAAAAACCGAUAUUUUAAAAACCAAGAACCAAAUCCAAAUAAUUUGAAUGAUAAUUUCCAAAAUGUAAUAACUACAAAUUAUGCAUUACCACCUUUGGUAUUUAAUCCAGUGCAAAAUGUAAUAUUAAUUAAUCCCAAUGUUAGUCCCCCAAAGAACAUUAAAAGGCCAAAAAAUGUUGAAAAAACUAAAAGAAAUCGUCAACGGCUUAAAGAGAAACAAAAGUUAAAAAAGUUAUUUGAAAAGCGAAUAACAGAAAUUCAAAACACACAUGUAAGAUUCCCAGAUUGUUCCCAAGAAAGCAAUGAUGUAAUUUGUAUUUCUGAUAAUGAAGAUUGUGUAAUUGUAUCUUCUCCUAUAAAAGAUAAAAAAUCAAUAGAUUUGGAUGGUCCAAUGUUAUGUCCAUCUGAAGAUAGUGAAGAUGUGGUUUAUAUUGAGCCUGAACCAGUUCCUUUCAUAGAUUUGGACUCCGCCUCUGAAGCUGAAGUUCCAUUAGAACAAAACAACAUUGUAACACCUGAAAUCUAUGAAAAUUCAUCCCAACCAGAGAAGAGAUGCUCGCCAAAUAAACACAGAGAGUUGCUGGAAACUCCAGACUCAAACCAAUCAAAUGACUUUAUAGACACUAGAAACUUGGGUCAAUCAAGCUUUAAUUUCAGCCUCCAUGGUAAUGAAUUUAAUAAUGCACCAGAUCAGUUUUUAAGGCCGGCUAACCCUACUGAUGUUUAUGAGACUGAUGGUACUGAAAGUACAAGUACUUCAGAUUUUAACAAAGAAUUGCACAACUCAAUGAAAGCCGGAGUUUUUAACGAAGUGGAAUUUCCUAAGGAAGACAUUUUUUCAGAAACUAAUUUAGAAGCAUUUGGAAAAUAUAUUACUCCAAAACGGAAAACUACUGCAAUUAAAACUCCUCAAAAACCAGUUGUAUCCAAUCAUUCCACACCAAAGAAUAUUCCUAUUAGAUAUUCUUCAGAUAGUAGCUCUGAAGAAAGUGAUUAUGAGGAAAUGGUCAAAAAUAAGGCUCUUAAUCAAAAUGUAUCUGAUUUACCUGAAUUAUCAUUUAUGGAGCCUGAGGUAAAACAGAAUAAACAAGGCAAGGAAACUGAGAUUGAAAGUAAAAAAUCUAAAAAGAAAAAAAGCAAUAAUAAAGAUUCAACGGAAGUAAGUGAAACUACUGAGUUAACAAAAACAAAUAAAAAUAAGAAAAAGCAACUUAAAGAAAGUGAAAGAGACAUUAAUGCUUCACAAAUGGAAGCAAGUCUUAUUUUAGAAUGUGAAACACCUGUCAAAAGGAAGAAGAAAAGAAAUACUUCUGAAGUUGUUGAUGAAGAAAUUGUAAAGGAGAAAUGUAUUGCUUUAACAAAUGAAAUUGCAGACACAUCAGAUACUGAAAACCCAACAAAACAUAAGAAAAAGAAGAAGAAAUCAGUUUCUGAAAGUAAAAGUGAUACUGAACUUCUUGAAGCACCGCAAUUGGAUGUUAAGGAAAGGAAAAAAAAGAAAAGGAAGUCUUUUAGUGAAAUUGAUGAGUCUCAGGCUUUGUCAGAAACUGAGAGUUUAGGUAAGCACAAAAAAAAGAAAGUGCUUUAUGCUACUGAAGUGGCAAAUGAAGAUGUCCUAUCAGAAAAUGAAUGUUCCACAAAAAGAAAAAAGAAAAAAAAAUGUUUAGAAGCUAAUGAAGAAACUGAUAAUAUUUCUGAGGUUGUGUUAUAUAAAACAUCCAAAAACGAUGCCGCUUUAUCAGAAAGUACAGGUAAAACUAAAAGAAAAAAGAGGCAUACAUCCGAAGGAAAAGAAGAAAGCCAGCUUGAAAAUAAUUUUGAAAAAAUUACACAAAUUAAUGAAGAUAAUUCACUAAUAUCAAUAGGCAAAAAGAAGAAGAAGAAAGCAACAAAAGAGUUUGUUGAAAAUGAAGAAAUUGAUACAUCAAAAUUAUCUAAAAAAAAGAAAAAGAGGAAAUCUUGGGAUACAAGAAUUGAAGAUGAAGAUAAUAACUGUUUGGUUACUGAAAAGACCUUUGAUAAUGCUGAAAAUGAGAAAAAAGAAUCCCAGGAAAAUAACGAAAUAAAAGAAAAUGAGAGAAAUGAGACACAUAAAAAAAAGAAGAAAAAGCAAUAUUCUGGAUCAAGAGAUAAAGAUAAAGAAAAUACCAGUUUGGCUAUUGAAGAAGUCAGUGAAAAAACUGUAGUUAUUGAAGUAGAAAAUGAAUCCACAGAAAAAAUACCAAAUUAUCCUGAAGUAAAUAAAGAUAUAGCUUUGGACCCAAAAAUUCUGCAAUCUGAAGAAAAUAAAAGCGUCACAGUAAAAAAAGAAACCACACUAGAAAAUAUACAGGAAUCCACUGAAACUGUAAUAAUAAAACCAGUCAAACAAGUAUCUACAGUUUCUGAAAGCAAUACAAUAAGUACGUUUGCUAUCAAAAAAGAAGGAAGCUUUAUAGAUGUGGAUAAACCAGACUCUGAUAUUGAAGAAAUCCCGAACAUUAGCGAGUUAAUCGUUAUAGAUGAAGUGCAAUCAGACAACGAAGAAAUAAAGAUAUUUUCCGAUUCUGACCGUAGUGAAGACAACACAAAACUUGUGGAAACUGAUCUUAAUUUAGCCAACUGUUCCACAGCAAACGAGUCAAGUUUCUCCUUUGUAAUUGAUCCUUCGCCAGAUAAUUCGUUGUAUGCGGAUAGGACAACGUUCAGGAGCAAAUGGACUCCAGAUAAAAGGGCUUUCUAUGAGACUGUAACAAGCAAAAAUUUUGAUGUGGAAGCAAUACAAAGUACAAUGAAAGAUGAUCCAAAGUGUUGGGAAGUCAUUCCCGACGAUAUUUAUUGUGUUUCACGAAGUAGAGGAAUACAAUGCAGAAAUUGUAGAGAAAUCGGUCAUAUAGCAGUUCGGUGUCCAAAUAGGAAAGAUGACGUUACUUGUAUACUGUGUGGUCAAUCUGGGCAUAUGGAACCUAGGUGUCCAAAUAAAUUAUGCACUCAGUGUGGUAACGAAGGUAACUACUCAACAAAUUAUUGUUACAAAUGUUUUAAAUUCAGGAAUAUAAAGUGCAACUUGUGUCAUAUGUUUGGACAUCAAAGCAAUAAGUGCCCUGAUAUGUGGAGGAGAUACCAUUUAACUACUGAAGAAGGUCCACCAGUUAAAUCAACGUAUCCAAGUUUAAAACCCAAAAACCAGCAAUGGUGCAGUGGAUGUGCAAAACUGGGCCAUUUGGAACAGAAUUGUAACUAUUUAAACAGAAUGUACCCAUCUUCAGAUAUGGCCAUUCACAGCUAUGAUGAUAUUUAUGGCUACAAAACCACUGCAGCUACCACAACUACUGAAACAUCUGCAAACUCUAGAACUUCUGCAACAACUGCGACCCCUAGCUCAAGAAGAUCAGUCUGCAUGGACCCAUACUACCCCCAAAACUCACAAGGAGUAAAUCUGAUUAUACAGCUCGCCAAUAAUCAGAAUCAAAUCACUCCCCUUAUGCAUCCCAGUAACUAUAUUGGUUUUGGAAAUGUCAACCAACAACAUACAAAUCCUUAUAUGCAAUUUCCAAAUAUCAACCAAAAUCAAAUGGUCUCAAAUUUGAACCCUAUUGCUUUUUUACCGCAAUAUAGCAACCAAAACUUAAUUGUAUUUCCACAACAACAGCAGCAACCACCAAAAGUUAAACAACCAGGAAACAAAAAAUUAAUAGAUAAAAACUUUUUUUUCAAGGCCCCUUUUCAACUAAUUCAAUCAUUUAUCUAUAGAGAAUUAAACAAAAUAAAUAAUGUCCAGACUGCUCAAGCAUCUGUAUUUAGAAAAGAAUUGUUUAACUACGAUAGAUUAAAAAAAGAAAUGUCAAAAGGACAAUGCAAACAGUACAUGUACUGGUGUAAGAGACUGAAUAUGUUUCUCUUUGGAUUUCACAAGUUCAGUGACGGUCAAAAGCACUUGGAUAACUUAAAAAGAAUUCAAACCCUUGACCAAAAUUACCCCUUAAACCACAGUGAGAUCGAUUCUUUGCACAUAUCCUAUCAAUAUAUUUUUGCUGAAGAAAGACAUCAGUUUGUGAAUUAUCACAAAUUAUUAAAUGUUCUUUUAUUAAAAGAGCGUCGAUCGAAAUAUAAGUUUAUAUAAUUAAAAAAUAUUA
Messenger RNA from Brassicogethes aeneus, 4363 nucleotides. Lineage: Eukaryota; Metazoa; Arthropoda; Insecta; Coleoptera; Nitidulidae. The record is from the annotation of a GenBank genome assembly.